AGUGAAUCAACACUCAGUUUCGUGACCUGAUUUGGAAUGGGCGGAAGACUAAAUUAAAAUUAGAAUAUUUACAACGCCAGAAGAAGGAGGGAGGGCUGGUACUAUCCAAUCCAUGGAUAUUCCCACUGUUUGCUGUCACUUCUUAAAUUGUAUAUAAGGAGACAUCACCAAGAGGUUUGCACAGGAGAAUUCUCAGUGAAUUGUCUCACGAUGCUCAGGCUUCUCUUACUUGCUGCUCUUGCAAUCUGCGGACAAUGUCAAGAUGAUGACAUCCGCUAUUUGGAAGACAAUGAAAAUGGACGUGUGGUAGGAGGAUCUAAUGCAGCAAAGAACGCCUGGCCCUGGCAGGUAUCUCUCCAGUAUCUGUCUGGCAGCAGCUGGUACCACACUUGUGGAGCCUCCCUCAUCCGCGCUAACCGUGUGUUGACUGCUGCUCAUUGUGUGGACAGAAACGUUUCCUUCCGUGUGGCCCUUGGUGACCACAAUCUUAGUACCAAUGAAGGCACCGAACAGUACAUUUCUGUCUCUUCCAUCAGAAAACACGCUAGCUGGAACACCAACAACGUUGCUGCUGGAUAUGAUAUUGCUAUCCUGUGGCUGGCCUCCAGUGCUACCCUGAACACUUCCGUGAAACUAGCUACACUGCCAGCAAGUGGAGCUACCCUGGCCAAUAACUACAACUGUGUUGUUACUGGAUGGGGAAGACUCAGCACCGGUGGAUCUCUUGCCACUGUUCUCCAGCAAGCCACUCUGCCUGUAGUUGCCCACGCAACCUGCUCUCUCAGCUCCUGGUGGGGCAGCACUGUCAAGACCACCAUGAUCUGCGCUGGUGGAGAUGGAGUCAAGUCUUCCUGCAAUGGAGAUUCUGGUGGACCUCUGAACUGCGCAGUCAAUGGUGUGUAUCAGGUCCAUGGUAUUGUCAGCUUUGGAUCUUCUCUGGGAUGCAACUACUACCAGAAACCAUCCGUGUUUACCAAAGUCUCUUCUUACACCUCUUGGAUCAGCAGCAACAUCUAAAUGGAUCACUCCUCUUUCUCUAGAGGGAAACCUGAUAACAGAUACAAAACACAACCUAUAUGCAUUGUUUUAACUUACUAAAAACUUUCUAAUAAAGAACUCACCUCCAGUAAAUGUGUCAGCCUUUUUUCUAUAUGUGAUACAUCAGAUUCUACAUCGACACUUGGUAUUGAAGAAUUGCUUCAAUAAGAUCAUUAUAUUGUUGGCCUCGGGCUAAAAGCUUCCUGAUACCAGUCCCUGUUAUCUUCAUUUUUUGGCUUUAGGCCCAGGUCAUAUGUAGUAUGUUACCCCAUUCAUUGGUGUUCACUGGUUUUGUUGU
Molecule: messenger RNA, 1336 nt
Organism: Hyla sarda
Lineage: Eukaryota; Metazoa; Chordata; Amphibia; Anura; Hylidae
Product: chymotrypsin-like elastase family member 1
Exons: 9
Coding region: 211-1017 (268 amino acids)
Biological process (GO): proteolysis
Molecular function (GO): serine-type endopeptidase activity
Source: RefSeq, a predicted model, not a curated record